AUGGCAACAUCUGCCUACUAUCCAAAACCACAACGCCAGAACGGCCACCAUCGAGGCCGUCUUUCUUUCAGCAAUGCGCCUCUUCCAGUCUAUUCCUCGUCCUCCGCCGUGCAGGAGAAAUAUGCCGCAACAAACAGAAUCCAUCAGUCCCCGUGGUGGAUUCAUGUCUCACUACGAAUACCUGGCUUCCCAACUCGACGCUUGCGCAUCUUCUUCAUUAACCCUCGGCGGUUGCACCAUUUCAGCAUGUCGCGGUUUGGCCGCAAAAGAGGCUCCUUCGUGCUAUGCAUCUCAAUACUCUUUCUUAUGUUUUUCGUCUUUGCACUAGGGAAGAGGUUCGGGACGCAUGCUAAACGGUGGCCUGGGCCAUUCACCACAGAUCCACCGACUCUCAUUUUCAAGAGGGAGGAUUUGCAGCGAAUAUGGAAGUGGGAGGUUUCAAGUGGUCACUAUCCAAGUCGGCAAAGAAUACCUGAACAACUACGACUUAGAACUCCUCUCGACAAUCCUGCGCUACCUCCAAGGCGGUCUUCAAACAUACCACAAGGACCAUAUGUGACAGAAACACGAGGAACAGGCUCGAAACGAAUCUAUCUGGAUAUUCAAAGUUCUCCUGAAAACAUCGCAUACCCACCACGCCCAGUGCCGGGGAGUGUUGCCGAUUUAGACGUCGUGAUGGAACAUUGCGAUUUCUCGGAGAAGAAGUUUGUACGCGAUUGUUUAGAAGUGCUGCGCGUCGGCGCUGGUCUCGAUAACGGCAGAAGAGUUAGGCGAGGAAAUAUGGACGAUUGGAAGUAUAUAUACAUUGAGCAACUCAGCAACUCAAGUAGCGCUCUAGUUGCUCGCGGAUUGGAUGAGGAUACAGGACCGAGCUAUGGCAAAGCUCAAGUAACCAUAACUGAAGACCCCAAUGCUGACCCAGACAGCGGGUUAACUAAACGGCGGGGGGUAGAGUGGGAAACACCUCCUAUCGAAUUAUCAAAUCCCAUUCCUUAUCACCCUGCGUCCACCGCUCCUUCCCAAUGUGAUCCUGAAAAUCCACGUAUAUUUCAUAUGUUCUGGACAGGACCAUUCACGGAUAAACCAUAUCUUGCCAUUCUCUCGUUCCUGUUCACUCAAAAUACUGGAUUACACCUUAACGAAUACCCUUCCAACGGUGUCUGCAGACCGCAGUUUUGGCUAUGGAUUAAUCCUGGUCCUGCAGCUGCUGUACCGAAUCCCGCGGCCUAUAGAGACAUGUACGACCAGCUAAAAUCGAAUCCAUGGGCAUCACCAUUUCUCCAUCCCCGGUUUAAAGACAUCAUACAUUUUAAAAUGUGGAAUACAACCGAGCAAUUGGACGGUGUGCCGGAAUUGAAGGAUGAAUGGCGGUCCAGAGAUCUCUUCAAUUCGGCCGGGUAUGUCAUCCCUGUACCCCACAAAUUGAACGAGAAUCCAGGUAUUCCUGAUGAAAAUGCCACCGCAUAUCUUUCAACGGCGACGAGAGAGGACGACAUGAUUAACCGUGCUGGUUCGAAAUCCCUUUCAAGUUAUGACCGGUUGUCUGUUAUCCUAUCGGAUAUGGCCCGCUUUGUCCUAUGUCAUCGCUUUGGAGGUAUCUAUCUCGACGCAGAUACCAUAUUUCUGCGAGACUGGGAAGAGCUCUGGGGCUGGAAAGGCGCAUUUGCUUAUCGGUGGUCGCGACUGGAGAAGUAUAAUACCGCCGUAUUACAUCUAAACAAGAAUUCAGCGCUUGGGAAAUUUCUCUUCCGGACGGCAUUGAAAAACAAUCUGGAUUUUCACCCGAUGACAGUUUCUAAAUACACCAAAGAGGCACAUCUUGAGGGUUUGUUAAUGCGUCUGCCUGAUGCACUGUUCGACUCUGCUUGGCUGAUAACUGAGGACCAUCAACAUAUGCGGCCGCCUCAACCUUUUUUCACAAGUUUUGAACAUUUCUUUGACACACCCUCGACUGACAGCGCCGCUCCUCAAGCAUUAGGUUUCGAAGGCUUCUUCAGAGGUGCCUAUUCUUAUCACUUCCAUAACUUUUGGUGGAAACCCUUCGACCCUACCCGUAAUUGGCCCGAUCUGGGACCACGAUUUGCGGAAGGCGAGCGCACCGCCCGUCGAGCCCUUCGUCGCUCUGCAACAUCACCGAAAGCUCAUCAGCAUCACUCAGACGCGGAAUUUGAAGACAGUGCCGAGGAUGUUCGAGUAGAUUUAGGUUGGGCAACAGUGCUAAAGCGCAUUUUUGAGUCAUAUAUUCGGGGUGAGAGGCCAAAUAUGUAUGGUGAGAUGUUACGAUGGUAG
Messenger RNA from Psilocybe cubensis, 2289 nucleotides. RefSeq lists its product as uncharacterized. NCBI's taxonomy places the organism in Eukaryota, Fungi, Basidiomycota, Agaricomycetes, Agaricales, Agrocybaceae. Gene Ontology annotation, biological process: maturation of SSU-rRNA from tricistronic rRNA transcript (SSU-rRNA, 5.8S rRNA, LSU-rRNA). The record is from RefSeq and is a predicted model, not a curated record. The coding region runs from base 1 to 2289 and encodes 762 amino acids. The transcript has 5 exons. Gene Ontology annotation, cellular component: nucleolus; small-subunit processome.